AUGGCGUCGCGAUUGCUGACCAGAUCCAAAGCCCUAGCGCUCGCCGCCGCCCGCGCCGACGCGGCCGCGCCGUCGCCGCUCGCCGCCGCCUGGGGCGCCCGCGCGCUCUCCGCCCUCCCCCGCGAUCCGGCGGCCGCAUCCCCCGCCUCGUCGCCGCGGCAGCCGGCGGUGGUCUCGCCGCUCGGCCUCUCCAAGAUUCUAGGAUAUGAGCAGGCAUCUCGACUCGGUGGCACACACAUGUUACCUCGCUGGUUUUCUACUGGAGCCUCCAAUGGAUCUUCUGAUCAGCAGACCUCAAAGACAAUUGCUGGGAUGGUACAAUCGGAUGCACUGAAAUCACAGGAGGGAGCCUCAGCGAAGGUCGCAGCAUUCAGCCCCAUGGAAGCAACCAUUAGCAAGCCCAGAAGCAGUCCAUUGACACUCGAAAGCUUGAAAGUGAGGCGGACCGAGAUGAUGACAAAAGUCACGUUCUACAUGAUCCCGACUCUGCUCCUGGUGUCGAAGAACAGCAUCAGCACUUCUCUCCUGAUCGCGUCAGUGUACCAUCAGGUCUACAUGUUCCACAAGGAGAUCCUCCUGGACUACGUCCACCACGACAUCACCAGGAAGUGGGCCUUGAUAUACUUCAAGCUGCUCUUGCUAGUCAUGGCCAAGGACACGAUGGUUUACUUUGAUCUGUUCUAA
Molecule: messenger RNA, 684 nt
Organism: Triticum turgidum subsp. durum (durum wheat)
Lineage: Eukaryota; Viridiplantae; Streptophyta; Magnoliopsida; Poales; Poaceae
Source: the annotation of a GenBank genome assembly